Molecule: messenger RNA, 2178 nt
Organism: Alternaria triticimaculans
Lineage: Eukaryota; Fungi; Ascomycota; Dothideomycetes; Pleosporales; Pleosporaceae
Exons: 4
Coding region: 1-2178 (725 amino acids)
Source: RefSeq, a predicted model, not a curated record
AUGAAGGCGUUCCUCAGUCUGUUAGCCGGCCUGACGACAUGCAUUAUCGCGGAGAAUUGCGAUCCCAUCGCCUACGAGCAGUCCAAUCCAUACGGCUUGUCAGAGACGAAGGAUCCCGAAGUCAUGAAGAAGCUGAACAAGUAUCUAGAGGACAGCGAAUUCUUCAUUGCAGGACUGAUCGAAGCUGGCAAGAUCCUCGAGAAGGUUCUGUGUCCCGCGUUGAAAGCCCUCGAUGUAGUAAUGGCUAUUGGGAUGGCAGCACUUCCUCCACCAGGACGAGCCAUCACAGGUGGAAUGGUGGCUGCUAUCCGAUUAGCAAAGGCGUACAAGUACGCCUAUGAAGCGCAAGACGCAGCGCAAGAAUGGGCCGACUUCUUUCUUAGUGGUGCAAACUUUGCGGGACAAGCAGGUUGUAGCCCGCUGGUACUAAGCAGGGACGACUUGAUCAAGAAGGUCUUUACUCCUCUGGUCGAUGCCCUGGACGAGCUUGUCCCGGGUGGGAUGAACUACGAUGACCUACUAUGUCCCGCGAAAGGCUGCAAAGGAUGCAAAGGUCCACGCUGCACGAGAAACGGCGGGAACGGAGACGGAGAUACGACCAAGGCUAGUGCCAAACCAGCCCCGACUACUGCAGGUGAUCAUCCUAGCAGUAAAUCUCCACCGGCAGAAACGACUGUUUCUCUCAAGACUUCUUCAACCUUCGCAACGUCUUCUCUUACCGCGUCUACUAUAUCCUCGCCGACAUCUUCCACAACUCCGCCUGUCACAACAACAACGCUUGUUUCCACCACUUUGUCGUCCUCUUCCUCAGCAGCAACCUCCUCCUUGUCCUGCAAAGAUCUGGCAGCGCUAGACAAAGAUGAAGUCGUAGAUGAAGCCAGCCUUCUUUCACGAAGCUACCCAAUCGAUCUUAGGUAUGCUGGCCUCGAGAAGCGUGCGAAACCCAAGGAAGGAAGCGCUUGCGAUUACCCACUAGAAAGUUUCCGUUACCCGAGUAGUGGGGAGUGGGAAGCUGACAAGCCCAAAAAAUACGGGUUCAACAAACGCGAUUCAUGCGACGACUACAGUAUGGAUAAGCCAGAUGAGGGUGCCGGUAUCCAAUAUGAUACUGAGCACGUUCUAGAAUGGCAAACGGUUGUCCAGUUCUUUAAUACGAUGGGUAAAGAGAUCACGACCAAGUUCAAGAAUCCGGAUCCUCAGCAAAAUAACAUGGUCGGCUUUUGUGAGUACUGGAGAGAAUCCUGGACUUGGAAAGACCAUCGAAUGGACGGACCUCCUGCCAGUCUGGCCAAUACCCCCAAUUCACGUCCUAGUCCCAGUCCGAGCGCUAGUCUCAGUCCGAGCCCUAGCCCCAAUCUGAGUCCUACGCCGGGUUCAAGCCCUAAGCCGGAUCCAGCUGUCAUGCAACGUAGUCCGAUUGGGUGGCUAGCAAGUGUAUACCCGUGGAAACAAGAUGGUGACCAAAUGUGGCUUGGUGAGAUGCCACUCUUGGAAAGUGAAAUCAACGCAAGAUACAAGGGACGGCUGUUCAUACAGACAUUGAAGAAAUCUGGCGAAUACGAAGAUAUCGUUGCUGAGAGAAAAAUGAAAGCGCUGAUCAAGGGGCGUGACAAAAAGCUCAAACUGAGUGUGAACGACCAAUCACGCAGGGCGAUCCAGAAGAUGCGGCCGAUGAUCGGAGCUCUCAAGUACAUGCAACAAGACAGCAUCGCAGAAAUAUUCGCAAACCAGAAAAACAGAAUCGGAGCGAUGAUCGGAUACAUUGACCGAGAGCUACAGAAAACGCCCCGACAAUUUGCGGAUGCGACGAAGCCCAAAAGUCAGGAAGACGUGAUCGACGCGCUUCCGUGGCAAGAGCAAGGACUUGAGAAGAAAUGGGACGCGUACAUGGACAAUGUGUUUGCGGUGGCAAAGCAGAGAGCGACAGACUUCAUGACAGUCAAUCUCGACCGUCUGAAAGACGAAUGGGAGUCCUCGAAGAAGACCGAAGUGCCCAAGAACUUCAAGGGUGAUGCUCAGGCGAAACGGAACGAGAAAAACACGCUGGAAAAGACACAGAAAGAUAUGCUGGCCCUCAUCAAGAAGGCACAAGAUGAAUGGGACAAGGUCAAAGACUGGGCAAUGCCGUGGAAAUCAAAGGAUGAGAAAGACAUGGAUGAUGAUGGCGCCGAUCAAUGA